Messenger RNA from Aaosphaeria arxii CBS 175.79, 1149 nucleotides. RefSeq lists its product as uncharacterized. NCBI's taxonomy places the organism in Eukaryota, Fungi, Ascomycota, Dothideomycetes, Pleosporales. The transcript has a single exon. The coding region runs from base 350 to 982 and encodes 210 amino acids. The record is from RefSeq and is a predicted model, not a curated record.
GGCUCUUCGAUGCAUUCUGCAACGCGACCGCUCUUGCAUAACUAGAUCAUGCAUCUGCUUAGGGCAGUUGAUCCUGUUGGUAUGGUGAGAUACGCAGGAUAGCAAUUGUGUGUCCAAAGUAUACGCUCUUGAAAGAUCCCCAGAGUUCACCUUCAGUUGCUUAUUCCUGAUCAGCAUCACUUCCUGGGGCGUUCUCACCUCCAGAGUCGGGGUUCGAGAAUGAAAGUAAUAGCAGGAUGUCAUAAAAGUGCCUUACCCCCUUGUUCUGACUAACAAUACUGCACGUUGUAGUCAUGGCUUGUCCCUCCGCACAAAAUUCCCUUAAACGAAGCGGCUUGAAUCCUCCAACAUGAGCAGAAUUUACUUUUGCGUCUGCGGAAGUGGCUGCGGCGGGCUUAUGCACCGACAACGUGUUUUUGGGGAAGCUUUGCCUACCAGGAUCCCACGUUACCACAUUGCUUUCUUUUUUUCGAAUCAUGCGUACCUAAUCGCCUCUUGCUGCAUCGGCGGAAAGGCCUUCAUACAUGUUCUUCGCUUACGCGUCGUGAUACCGUCGUGUCGGGUACUUGUCCUGGUCAUGCUUCAUCCAUUGAAGGGGAAUAGGCAUGUUUGCUUUUUGGACGCCCAGCGACAGGGGUGGCUUCCUCAAGGACAUUCGCCGAUAUACUCGAGAGCUCGUCUGCUUGGAGUACGAGAUGAUCUUUUCGAGGCAUUUCAGCCUGUCAUGCAAGUUAUUACAUUUUUUCUCCCGGUUCUCUGCGAACUUUUGACACCAGCCUGUUCACUGACGUCUUGCCACGCCUGCGCCUGCAUUCGUGAUGAACUUGCUUACCUAUACUAUGCAUGUAUUAUUCUGUUACUACUCAGCCAUGGAAAAUUCAUUUCUGAGGGGGGCUCUCACUUUGCAACCAUGAAAUUCCCAAUUGAGGCUCAUAGGCGUCGGGAAACCUGCAUCCCUUCUAUCGAUGUUGCGAAGCGGUAACGAACAUCCGGUCUUGGCAAGGUACCCUCUGCCUGAAAGGACUAAAAAAAAGCAAUGUGAAAUCAUGCUAUUCUACGACUCACCGCUUGAAGUCACGAGUCAGAUGCUCUUUGGACAUUCUCUUCUCAAUGGCUCAAUAUAUUGCCUCUUUCUUCUUAGUCCGGUGA